Messenger RNA from Trichomonas vaginalis G3, 306 nucleotides. Its product is annotated as protein of unknown function (DUF4298). Lineage: Eukaryota; Parabasalia; Trichomonadida; Trichomonadidae. The transcript has a single exon. The record is from RefSeq and is a predicted model, not a curated record. Bases 1 to 306 code for a protein of 101 amino acids.
AUGGAUCCUGUUAAGAGAAUUAGUGAGAUGGAAAAGAUUUUAAAUGAUCACAAUGAUUUGAUUGAAGAACUAAGGGCUGCAAUUGAAAAAUUUGCUGACCACCAAGAUGAAUAUAUGAAGCUUAGCAAUUAUUACAGCUCUCAAGAAUAUUUUGAUGACCUAGAAAGGUAUGACAAGGGCGAGUUACCAGAAGACCUUCUCUGUGGAGUCCUUUCUGAAGAUGCUGUCUUUGACCUCUUUGGCGAAAACUUCAACCUUGCCAUUGAAAUGCUUGAGCUUGCAACUGAUGUAAUUAAAUAUCGUUAA